Messenger RNA from Schistocerca gregaria, 2144 nucleotides. Its product is annotated as glutamine--fructose-6-phosphate aminotransferase [isomerizing] 2-like. The transcript has 3 exons. Gene Ontology annotation, biological process: protein N-linked glycosylation; fructose 6-phosphate metabolic process; UDP-N-acetylglucosamine metabolic process. The record is from RefSeq and is a predicted model, not a curated record. The coding region runs from base 25 to 2040 and encodes 671 amino acids. Gene Ontology annotation, molecular function: L-glutamine:D-fructose-6-phosphate transaminase (isomerizing) activity; carbohydrate derivative binding. Lineage: Eukaryota; Metazoa; Arthropoda; Insecta; Orthoptera; Acrididae.
UCUUCUCUGAUAUACGGCGACAACAUGUGCGGCAUAUUCGCCUAUCUAAACUACGGCGUACCAAGGACCAGGAAGGAAAUAACCGACCUCAUCCUAAACGGCAUCAAAAACAUGGAAUACAGGGGCUACGACUCCGCCGGCAUCGCCAUAGACGACGACAACGGCGACACCUGCAUCCUCAAGUCAAUAGGCCCCGUCCAAAACCUUUCCAACCUCAUCGACACCAAACUCGAAAACGAGACCAGCACCCUCUGCACCCACGUCGGACUCGGACACACCAGGUGGGCCACCCACGGCGUCAUUCACCCUAGAAACUGUCACCCCAUCUCCAGCAGCGACCAGCACGAGUUCGUCGUCAUCCACAACGGCAUCCUCACCAACUUCCAGGAAAUCAAGGACAUGCUCAUCUCCAAACACUACACCUUCUCCACCGACACCGACACCGAAGCCGUAGCCAAACUCUGCCUCUACUUCUACCACCAACUCGUCAAAGAAACGUCCAAAAAACCCACGUUCUGGCACGUCGUCCUGCGCGUCGCCCUCGCCAUCCAAGGCGCCUCCGCCAUCCUCUUCAAGUCUAAACUCUACCCAGGCGAACUCUGCGCCUUCGAGCGCGGCUCCUCCCUCAUUCUGGGCAUCAAGUCCGGCGACGACGCGGUCUACGCCGACCUCCUCACCUCCCCCACUCAAGACCCCCCCUCCGCCUCACAAGCAAGCUCCCUCAACGACAGUAUCCUCCGACUCAACCCCCACCACAGAGAAUACUUCAUCGCCUCCGACAACACCGCAAUCGUCGGCCACACUCGCCGCGUCGUCUACCUCGAAGACAACGACGUCGUCCACUUCUCCUCCAACGGCAGCUUCCAAUUCCUCCGCCCAGAAGGCAACUGCGGCGGCGAAAACGACAAGCGAAAACUCUCCGACAUCAGCUGCACCCUCUUCCAACCCUCCAAAGGCAACUUCGCGCACUACAUGCUCAAAGAAAUCUUCGAGCAAAAAAACAUCUUCAACACCAUGCGAGGACGCAUCAACUUCGACACGGGCAAAGUCAUCCUAGGAGGCAUCACCUCCCACAUCGACAGCAUCAACCGCUCCCGUAGACUCGUCCUCAUCGGCUGCGGCACCAGCUACCACGCCAUCCUCGCCUCCAGGCAACUCCUAGAAGAACUCACCACGCUCCCCGUCAGCGCCGAAAUCGCCUCCGACUUCCUCGACCGCUCCCCCCCCAUCUUCCGAGACGACACCUGCUUCUUCGUCUCUCAGUCCGGCGAAACCGCCGACACGCUCCGCGCACUCGAGUACUGUCGCAAACAAAGCGCCCUCUGCGUCGGCAUCACCAACGUCGUCGGCUCCAUCAUCAGCCGACUCACCGACUGUGGCGUCUACCUCAACGUCGGCCCCGAAAUCGGCGUCGCCUCCACCAAAGCCUACACCGCGCAAAUCGUCUGCAUCUGUCUCAUCGCCCUCAAACUCGGCGAAAACCGACUCAACACCGCCGAACAACGCCUAACCAUCGCCAAACAACUCCAAAACCUCCCCAACCUCAUCGAAAAAACCCUCGAACUCUCUCCAAAAAUCCAAACCAUGGCCCACAAAUUCUCCAACUGCAACAACUUCAUCCUCGUCGGCCGCGGCUACCAGUACUCCACCUGUCUAGAAGGCGCCCUCAAAAUCAAAGAAAUAGCGUACAUCCACACCGAAGGACUCAACUCCGGCGAACUCAAGCACGGACCACUCGCCCUCAUCGACCCCAAAACCCCCCUCGUCCUCCUCCUCACCAAAGACUCUCACUACGAACGCAACCACUCCACCCUGCAACAAAUCCUCUGUCGCGACGGACACCCCGUCGUCAUCUGCACCGAAGGCGACAACCUGUCCAAAAACGUCGUCUCCGACACCAUCGAAGUCCCCUACACCAUCGACUGCUUGCAACCCAUCAUCAACAUCAUCCCACUCCAGCUCCUAGCCUACUACAUGGCCUCCAACCGCGGCAUCGAUGUCGACAAGCCCAGAAACCUCGCCAAAUCUGUCACCGUCUAAAACACAACCGCUCUCUGCCCCGCGCGCGCACCCCCACCCACCUCUCACGCCCAUUCACCCCAAACCACCCUCAUAAUAAAAUCCUCCGUAAGCCACACCCACAA